AUGGACGACCCUGUCGCCGAGAUACCACGCAUUAUCAGAGCCCUCUGCACAGCUCCUCCAGAUGUUCAGCGAGCAACGAUAGAAGCCUAUUUCACACCCACCGCCUCCUUCACCCAUCCCUUCUGUCGCACAGGCAGUUUCGCGGGUUCGAUAUGGCUCAUCAUGAUGGUCUACCGCUGGUACAAGAUCCUCAGCCCUCACAUUGACAUCUGGAUAGACAGUGUUGCGUUCGACAAGGACAACCUACUGCUCUAUGUUUCAAUGCACCAGAACUUCAAACUCUGGGUUGUUCCCUUCUACAACGCUCCUGUCAAGUUUGUUACGGUUCUGCAACUGACCACGGACCCGAUUCCACACGGACCUGAACCCUCCGAGUUUGCCGAGAAAUCACCCUCGCCCGAACAGGGGAACGGCGAAAUGAAAGGCAGGAGGAAGGUCACAUUCGACACUGGGGGCACACGCAAGAGGGCUGCAAGAAACGGGGAGACCUCUUCGGAGUCCGCACCAUCGCAACAAUCUGCGGGAGAACAAUACUACAUUCAAUCGCAAAAUGAUCUCUAUCAGACGAGCGAGUUCAUCAAGUUCCUGGUACCCUGGGGCGUGGGAGUCUUCCUCGUCGUCGCUUGGCAAUUCAUUGCCACAAUUGCUUGCGUCACCGGCACAAAGAUAUUCGACCUUUUAGCCUGGCUACCCCGAAGACUCUACCGCGCUCAUUUUGAGGUGUUCGACAACAACAAGCAAUUUUAUGGGCCCGACUGA
Molecule: messenger RNA, 759 nt
Organism: Capronia coronata CBS 617.96
Lineage: Eukaryota; Fungi; Ascomycota; Eurotiomycetes; Chaetothyriales; Herpotrichiellaceae
Exons: 3
Coding region: 1-759 (252 amino acids)
Source: RefSeq, a predicted model, not a curated record